This is a messenger RNA of Ustilaginoidea virens, 3261 nucleotides long. RefSeq lists its product as uncharacterized. NCBI's taxonomy places the organism in Eukaryota, Fungi, Ascomycota, Sordariomycetes, Hypocreales, Clavicipitaceae. Gene Ontology annotation, cellular component: fungal-type cell wall. The record is from RefSeq and is a predicted model, not a curated record. Gene Ontology annotation, biological process: trehalose catabolic process. Gene Ontology annotation, molecular function: alpha,alpha-trehalase activity; carbohydrate binding. Bases 1 to 3261 code for a protein of 1086 amino acids. The transcript is spliced from 4 exons.
AUGCACCGCAAACUACUUGUCUCGGCAGCCCUGUCGGUACUCCACGGCACUGUCGGCGCCCGGGACGGCGGCGACAGACACCGGGUAGCCAAGUGCCUGGCAAGACACGGCGGCGGCGGCAGCAACAGCAACAGCAGCAGCAGCAGCUCCGUUUACAAGACCGACUUCCCCGGCGUCACCUGGGACAACGACAACUGGGUGCUCAGCACCACCGCCCUCCAGCAGGGCCGCUUCCAGUCCCGGGGCUCCGUGGCCAACGGCUACUUCGGCAUCAACGUCGCCAGCGUCGGCCCCUUCUUCGAGGCCGACAGCGAGGCGCGCGGCGGCGACGUGAGUAGCGGGUGGCCGCUGUUCUCGCGGCGCCAGUCCUUUGCCACGGUGGCGGGCUUCUGGGACGCGCAGCCCGGCACCAACGGCACCAACUUCCCCUGGCUGCUGCAGUACGGCUACGAGAGCGUCAUCAGCGGCAUCCCGCACUGGAGCGGCCUCGUCAUCGACCUCGGCGACGGGGCGUACCUCGACGCGACCGCCGACGACGCCGCCGUGCGCGACUUCCGCUCGGCGUACGACUUCCAGGCCGGCGUGCUGACCUGGUCGUACACGUGGGCGCCGGCCGCCGCCGGGGCCGCCAGCUACCGCGUCCGCUACCUCUUGUUCGCGCACAAGCUGCACGUGAACCAGGCCGUGGUGCAGCUCGAGGUCGUCGCGUCCGCCGACGCCAGCGCGACCGUGGUCAACGUCCUCGACGGCCGCGCCGCCGUCCGCACCGACUUUGCGGCGUCGGGCGAGCACCGUGGCGCCAUCUACUCGGCCGUGAGGCCGGCGGGCGUGGCCAACGUCACCGCCUACGUCUACGCCAACAUGACGGGCUCCUCCGAGCACGUCGACUGGUCCAGCAGGACGCUGGUGACGGGCAAGCCGUACGUCGGCUCGAACGCGUCGUCCGUCGCGCAGGCCGUCCGCGUGCGGCUCCCGCGGGGCGAGGCCGUCCGCGUCACCAAGUACGUCGGCGUGGCCUCGGGCGACGCCUUUGCCGACCCGCAGGACGCGGCCAGAAAGGCGGCCGCCGCCGCGCAGUCCCGCGGCUUCCACCGGUCGCUCAGGUCGCACGUCGAGGAGUGGGCGGCCGUCAUGCCCUCGCGCUCCGUCGACAGCUUCGCCGACCCCGCCAGCGGCGCCCUCCCCCGCGACCGCUACGUUGUCGACUCGGCCAUCAUGGCCGUCGCAAACACGUACUACCUGCUGCAGACCACCGUGGGGCCCAACGCCCAGAGGCAGGUCCAGGGCGCCCCCGUCAACGCCGACAGCAUCUCUGUGGGGGGCCUCACCUCGGAUUCCUACGCGGGCCUCAUCUUUUGGGAUGCGGACCUCUUCAUGCAGCCCGGUCUGGCGGCGUCGCACCCUCAGUCUGCCCAAAGAAUCACCAACUACCGAGCCAAGCUGCACCGGCAGGCCAGGGCCAACGCGCAAACAAGCUACACGAGCUCCCGGAACAGGACCGUCUUCUCGGCCAAUUCCGCCAUUUAUCCUUGGACGAGCGGCCGGUACGGCAACUGCACCGCAACGGGGCCAUGCUGGGACUACCAGUACCAUCUGAACGGAGACAUCGGCAUCUCUCUUGUCAACCAGUGGGUCACGACCGGGGAUUCGCGCACCUUCAGGGACCACCUGCUCCCGAUCUACGACUCCAUCGCGACAAUGUACGCGGAGCUGCUGGCCCCCAACGGGUCUAGCUGGACGGUGACCAACAUGACUGAUCCGGACGAGUAUGCCAACCACGUCGAUGCCGGCGGCUUCACCAUGCCUCUCAUCGCCGAGACGCUGCUGACGGCGAAUGCCUUCCGCGGCCGGUUUGGGCUGGCUAAGAACUCGACGUGGGAUGCCAUGGCGAAAAACGUGCUUGUUCUGCGGGAAAACGGCGCCACGCUCGAGUUCACCACCAUGAACGGGAGCGCGGUGGUGAAGCAGGCUGAUGUCAUCCUGAACACGUUUCCCCUGUCCUUCUCGACCAACUACAGCCGGCAAGACUCGUUGAACGACCUGGACUAUUACGCCAACAAGCAGUCUCCCGACGGCCCUGCCAUGACCUGGGCCUUCUUCUCCAUCGUUGCCAACGACGUCUCGCCUUCGGGCUGCCCGGCAUACACCUACGCGCAGUACGCCUACCAGCCAUACGUCAGAGCGCCCUUCUACCAGAUGUCGGAGCAAAUCAUCGACAACGCCACCGUCAACGGCGGCACCCACCCGGCGUACCCGUUCCUCACGGGCCACGGCGGCGCCAACCAAGUCAACAUCUUUGGCUACCUCGGCUUGCGGCUGCUCCCCGACGACGUCAUACACAUCAACCCCAACCUCCCGCCUCAGCUGUCCUACAUACGGUACCGGACCUUUUACUGGCGCGGCUGGCCGCUGCAGGCGUGGUCGAAUGCGUCCCACACCACCGUCCAGCGCGCCGAGCAUGUCGAACCCCUCGACACAGCCGAUCAGCGGUUCGCCAACACGCCCAUCACCAUCGACGCCGGCCCCCAAGACGGCGCCACCUACGAGCUCCCCGUCAGCGGCGCCGUCGUCGUGCCCAACCGGGACAUUGGCCGCAUAAACACCGUCCCCGGCGACCUCGCGCAGUGCAAGCCGGCCAGUUCUCCCGACGCCCACCGCCCAGGCCAGUUCCCCAUGGCGGCCAACGACGGCGCCACGUCCACCAAGUGGCAGCCGCAGUUCGCCAGCAAUCUGAGCAGUCUGACCGUCGCGCUCGCCACGGCGGACGUCGGGAAGCCCGUGUCAGGCUUCCGCUUCAACUGGGCGCAGGCGCCGCCCGUCAACGCCACCGUCAUCUUCCACAACUGCACUUUGGACGGCUCCGACUUUGCGGACCUGGACACGGCGGCGUCGGCGAGUAAACACCCCGAUUACACCGUCGUGCUGCGGUUGACGAAUGUCGAGCUAUCGCUGCCGUAUGACGCAAAGGCCGCACGCUUGGAUGCCAUUGCCAUCCCCUUGGGUAACACGACCAACGUGACGCUUAGUGAGGCUGUCCCCGCGGCACGGUACGCUACGUUGCUUGUCCUGGGCAACCAGGCUCUCGGCGAGGUGGACGUGGAGUUUAAGAAUGGCACCGGUGCGACCGUGUCUGAGUGGGCGAUUAUUAGUGAGGAGCAGAAACAGGCUGAUGAGAAGAAGAACAGGGGCAAUUUGGGGAGGAGCUUAACAUGGAGAGAAAAGAUGAUGCUGAUGCCCAGAAGUGAUAGUCAUAGACAUUAA